This is a messenger RNA of Clonostachys solani, 1329 nucleotides long. NCBI's taxonomy places the organism in Eukaryota, Fungi, Ascomycota, Sordariomycetes, Hypocreales, Bionectriaceae. The record is from the annotation of a GenBank genome assembly.
AUGGAUCGCCCUGGAUAUAUCAAGCUCUUCAUUGCUACCACAGAUUCAAAUCCAAAAUCCACCAGUCAAUUAACCAACAUCAUAGUCAUCCCGAUGGAAGAACCGAUCAUCACCAUCCAACUCACACACUGGCUUGAAACACUCCAUACCUUGCUCACUCCAAUGAACGAACUACUCAACCAUCUCCCUCUAGCCGCAGACUGGCUCGGAGCAUCCGGUCUAUAUCUCCCCCCGAUAGAAGAGUUCCUCAAUCACCAACACCACUCCGCGGCAUCUGCGAUCCUCGCCGCCAUUCUCCUGUCCCUCGCCCUCGCCCAAGUCGCAUGCUGGCUCGAAACCUCCGGCGUGUACCGUUCCUACGACGAGUCCCUAUUCAAAGGAACCACCACUCUACUCCGCGCCAUCUACGCUCUCUUCAGCUGGAGCACUCUGGAGGGCCUCUUCCCCAGCCAUCAAACAGAUCGCGAAAGGGAGCGCAGGCUGCUCGACAACUGCGCCGGCAACGACCUACUCCCACCGAGACGAUCAAACUCGACGUGUCGCAGGGUAGACUCCCCCCGCAGGCGGCUAACACGCUUCAAGGACCAGUGGAAGGACAAGUCGUUCCCGGGAGGCAGCCGGCCCGCCUGGCUCCGCGAGCAGCGCAUCGCUUGGGAGAGGAACGUGUGCGGCCUGUACAUGGAGUCCAUGGUGCGCGACCACGACGCCCUGGAGGCGCAGCUGGCGGAGAGGGACGCCAGCCUGGAGAGGCUGGGGGAGCAGAUGGCCGAGCUGGAGCUGAGGGUCGAGCAGAACAGGAACUGGUACUGCAAGAUAUGGAACAUGCACAAGCCGGGGGACGUGGUGAGGCGGGCGCCAAUGUCCAUGGCCAAGACGGCGCUGAGGCAGACGGACAUGUGGGAGGCGAUGUACAGGCUGAAUCUCACGAGGCUGGAGGAUGAGGCGCAGAUGUUGGAGCUCCAGCUGGAGAAGAUGACGGAUGGUGAGCGGACAUUGAAGAUGAAGAUGGCCCAUUUUGCGCAGGAGAGAGAAGAGUUCAGGAAAGAGAGGGAGAAAGACCAAGCGUUGAUCGGAGAGUUGAGGCGCGAGUUGGCGGACAGCUUGAGGCGGAUGCAGGUCGAGGGCCAGGACGAGAAACAGGCAGAGGACGUCAGGACUGAAGAAAACCCUGAGGAGGAGGAGGAGGAUGAGCGACAGAUCGCUCUGUUAGCGGGGAGGAUGAAACGCAGGACAUCAAAGGAAUCCCUCAAAUUGGGAAGUAUGCAGCUGAGCGAGGAACUUAUGGGUGCUGAUAUCAACGACGACGAUAUGCUUCUUUCUUGGAACUAG